AGAGAGAGAGAGAGAGAGAGAGAGAGAGAGAGAGAGAGAGAGAGAGAGAGAGAGAGAGAGAGAGAGAGAGAGAUAUGUCUUGACGGAUCACAGAAUGGUCUUUUUGUUGCUCUCUGUGACUCAGAAUGAGUGUUAUUUUUGGAUAUUAUCUGCAGUGGACUGGACAAACUGAUUGAUGAACAGGUGAACAGGAGAGGCUGAACAGCUAAGUGAGCAGAGACAUGGAGCAGAGCACUUCAAUGCCGCUGACAGUGACCGCUGACUGGCUGGAGGACGGAAACGACACAGCUGGGAAUCAGUUCCAACAGCCCUACUGGCAGGUGGCGCUAUGGGCUGUCGCUUACUCCCUGAUCAUUCUGGUUUCCAUUACUGGAAAUAUCACCAUUGUCUGGAUAAUUCUGGCUCAUAGGCGUAUGAGAACUGUGACCAACUACUUCAUCGUCAACCUGGCAUUCUCUGACGUUUCCAUGGCAACCUUCAACACCCUGUUCAACUUUGUCUACGCGCUUCAUAAUGACUGGUACUUUGGUCUGGGCUACUGCCGAUUCCAGAACUUCUUCCCCAUCACUGCCAUGUCAUCCAUUUAUUCCAUGGCUGCCAUAUCAGUGGACAGGUACAUGGCUAUCAUCCACCCACUGAAGCCCCGCCUGUCCUCCCCUACUACAAAGGUCGUAAUUGGGCUGAUAUGGAUUGCAGCAAUCUCACUGGCUUUCCCUCAGUGCUACUACAGUGUGACAAGAUUUUACUACCCCAGGACCGUGUGCAUGGUCGACUGGCCAGACGAUUACGGGGGAAAACAUCAACUAAGUUACCAGUUUGCAGUGAUAUUGUUGAUAUACUUCCUCCCCCUGCUGGUGAUGCUGGUGACCUACAGUGUGGUUGGCCGAACGCUGUGGGGGGGACAGAUUCCUGGAGAGGCAUCAAACCAUUACCACAACCAGAUAACAGCCAAGAGAAAGGUUGUGAAGAUGAUGGUUGUUGUGGUGAUGACCUUUGCAUUGUGCUGGCUGCCCUACCACGUCUAUUUCAUACUGGGAUCGUUCAAUGCAGACAUUUAUAAACAAAAUUACAUUCAGCAGGUGUAUCUGGCUAUUUUCUGGUUGGCAAUGAGUUCGACGAUGUACAAUCCCAUUAUUUACUGCUGUCUGAACCAAAGGUUUCGUGCUGGUUUUCAACAUGCGUUUGCAUGGUGUCCCUUCAUUAGAGUGUCGGAGGAGGACAAGAUGGAGCUGCAGCGCACGCACACUUUCAGAGUCACCAUGACACGGACCCGCAACAACCGCACCAAUGGUUCAUACACACACACAUCCAUCAAAACCAACACAGUCAACACUAACGCACCUGUCAGCACGACACUAAUCACAAAUAGAGAAGCCUGCACGCAGCUGAAGAGCCACAUGCCAGAAAAAACAUCUAGCACACACGAGGUGAAGAUGCAGGAUAACGCAAAAGUUACUGAACAUACACAGUGAAAGACACAACCCAACAU
Molecule: messenger RNA, 1489 nt
Organism: Thalassophryne amazonica
Lineage: Eukaryota; Metazoa; Chordata; Actinopteri; Batrachoidiformes; Batrachoididae
Gene: tacr2
Product: tachykinin receptor 2
Biological process (GO): G protein-coupled receptor signaling pathway; positive regulation of flagellated sperm motility
Cellular component (GO): sperm midpiece; plasma membrane
Molecular function (GO): substance K receptor activity
Source: RefSeq, a predicted model, not a curated record